Molecule: messenger RNA, 6294 nt
Organism: Volvox carteri f. nagariensis
Lineage: Eukaryota; Viridiplantae; Chlorophyta; Chlorophyceae; Chlamydomonadales; Volvocaceae
Exons: 10
Coding region: 1-6294 (2097 amino acids)
Source: RefSeq, a predicted model, not a curated record
AUGCCUUCAUGCCUGGUGGGGUGCUUUGGUGGAUGCACUCGUACCUCGCUGAACGACUUCUCCGCGGUCCCCGUGGAGGGUGGUCCCAUGGAGGAAACCGCUACCAGCACGGCACGCCGGCGUCGCGUUCGUGCUUGCACCUCCAUGAGCCAGAUUGCACCGGCACCCAUCUGUAUCGAUGGCAGCGCUGGAGUGAACGGCACUGGACUUAUUAGGACGUCCCGGUUGCAGACCGACAACGGCAGUGCUUCAGGUAUCACCGGCGGCGGCGCCACAGCACCGCCGGAGCUAGGAGCAGCGGCACAGCAGUGGGUCCAGCAGCACAACCAAGUUGAUGAAUCAGCUACUGCGACGCUUGCGAGGGCCAAUGCGCGAGGGAGAGGGCUGCCUCGGCGACCCAGCAUUCUCUUCACCCGCGAUGGGGAUGUUACCGUUACAGGGCUACCGCCGUCGUGCCUCACGGCGGGCCGUGCGCCGCGGGGCCGCGGCCCUUCUGACGUCCUGGCUUCCACGCUCUCGACGGGCUUCGGGUGCAAUAACAUGGCGAGCGUGACGGUCCCGAUUAAUUGCUCGGCAUUGCUCGUAGCGGGUGGCUCAGUGGAUAGCGCGAGCCCACGGAUCGCUGGUGGGCAGGUGAGCGGCGCGCGGGAGCCCCUUUUGACGACAGUCCUAAUGUCGAGUCGCAGCAACGACCCCGGGGGCCGCAGUUAUACACCGGCUUCUACGAGCCGGAAGGAUUGUGCUUUGGAUGUGGCCCUGACGGUGACCCAGAUCAGACAGCAGCAGCAGCAACGCCGCCCCGCCGGAAGCGGGGGACCAGGAGGGAGAUAUGGCGGGGUCUCCAUGUCGUGCGGCGCAAACGCUGUGUUUAUGUCGACGGACGCCACCCGAGUCACGGGCUGUUGCAGCGGUGGUGAGCAAUUUGAGGGAUUCCUAGGUGUAGAGCGUGAGCAGCAGCAGAGGUGCCAGGACACAGAACGAGCGGAAGCGCAGCAGCAGCAGGUGGGGAAGGGGGACGAGGGCGUGCAGGAACCUAGUGACCAACUAGCUUGCGAGGAGGAAAAUCAGCAACCUGGCACGGGCUCCGGCCAGGGUCAAGCUCAAAGCCAGGACCGCCACGAGGAUAAGCGCUUGGAGAGGACCCGGCAAGAUGGCUCGCAGGCUUUUGUGCUGGCGAACUCUUCAAGCGAGGGCGGCCAUCGCUGCGAGUGGGGCUGCAGCUCUAUGCUUGUUCCUUCGCGCUUCAGUGACUCGAGUAGGCUGACGCAUGGUGCAGCAACAGCGACGCAUGGUACGGCAUCCUUGCACUCCAACAACCCACUUUAUUGCGCCGCUUCUGCCGGUGCCGGUGGCGCGCCCAGCCCGCCGGGCAAGUUCGGCUCCAUCACCCCCGCUGAGGCCCCUGCGGUGGCGGCGGCAGCUGCGGCUUCCACGGCCGCUGGCGCCCGCGGGGAUACGGUAUUUCAGGAGGACCCAUGUCCCCAGGGGGCGAUGCUGCCGGCGGGGUUUGCUAAGCCGUCUGCAACGUCGAACGGACCGUCUCUGCUGGCAACGGAAGCACGCGACGUGACGUCGGCACUGAACCGUCUGCAGGAGGCCUGUUUGGCAGCAGUGGCGCAGGGCGACAUGCGCAGCCAGCGGCUCUGCCGUCGAAUCAGCACGGACCUGCCCAGACUGGGUCUGAACCCCUCUCAGUUGCUGCCGCGCAUCGGUGGCGGCGGCGACGGCUUUGGUUACGAUCGGGGUAGCAGCAUGGGACCUGCUCGCGUCGCAGCAAGCCUUGGCGGCGGCGUGGCGGCGGCGGUGGGGGCGGCGGCGCAGACAACGGGCAGUCGUAUGGGCACGUGUUUGCGAACCGCAGCGUCACUGCCCAGCGGUGAUGGUGGGGGCACCGCUGCCGCUGCCACCGUGCAAGGGCCCUCGACGUUUUCGCUGAAUGUAUCUGUUACGUUGGACAUGAAACGGACGCGCCAGGGUGUUAUGGGGAUGGGGGCCGCAUGCGGCGACGUUUGGGAAGCAAGUGGAUUUGGUGGGGACCGGGCGAGCCCGGAAGGCAACGGCAUUGUUAUUGAUGGGGAGAUGCUGGACAGGGUCCAUUUCAACGUUCCCGACAAUGAUCUUGGCGCCGGGGAAGUAAUUAAGGCAGCUGAGGCGGGUCCCUGCACGCCUGGGCAGGGCCCACAGAUAGGCACGGUGGACGUUUUCGAGGACGCAGACGUGGAGCAGUACCACAACCCGGUCCUCAACGUUCUGCUGCGGAGCGACUUUUUGCACGAAACCUUUGAGGCCCCCAGUGAAGAUGAAGACGACGGUGUGCUCGAAUAUCGGUAUGGAGGCUUUGAGCUAGGUGGUGGAGACCACGAUUGCGGGUUUGUGCGGCAGGCCUCUUUCAUGGAGGCGGUUCGGAAGUGCGGUGCCUCAAAGGCGGGUGCCUUGCCUGCGGGGCUAGGCCCCAGUCAGGCCGGGGCUUCGGAGGCAGGGCCUCAGCCGCCCGGCCGACGAACCGCCUUUGCGCCCGAUGCUUCUUUCGCCUGGGGCCGCCUCGCCGAACUGGCUGCCGCUGCUGCUGUUAGAGCAGUCCAGGACUCCAUGCCCGAAUCAGCGGCUACCUCCCCCCGGACCAUGGCCCGCUGGCCAGUACAGCCAAUACGACGAGGCCCCCGCUCCCAUCCCAGCGCCAAGGAUGCGGAACACACCGUGCGCUGGAGCCCCUUUUGCCCUCUCUUGACAGGGCCCUCAAUGCACAAAUCGGCAUGGACGCUCUGCACCAAGGUUCCGGACCAACACCGCUCAACACGUAUCUGGCCUCCUUCCGGUCUCUCAUGGCGGACAUCCCGCGAGCUUCAGUCCAACAAGUGCAUCUGGCCCAUCAAGUGCCGCGACGGCCUUUGGCAGUUCACGUCUGAUGCAAAGGAGGUUCCGUACAAGCCUGCAGAGCCUGACAGCCCGAACGCCGCAGGGGAUCUGAAAGAAGGGGAAACCCAGAAAGGGCAACCCGCGGGGCAGGCAGCGCAGGCAUCGGCAACCGCGUCCGACCAACCGCCAGGACUACCAGAAUCAGCCUUGCAGCCGCAGAACCCUGACAACAGCCAAUCCACGGCGGCAGCCAACCCACAGCCACAGAUCGCAGCAUCAGCCUCCGCGGAGCAGUUGCCCCAAGAAGGGUCCGUGCCACAGGGACAGGAUUCUCCAACAGCCUCUGGCGCAUCACAGCCCAAACGAGGACUUGCCUUCAAGACCCGGCGCUCUAACAAUAAGCUCGUGAAGCCAUCGCCACCGGAGAAGUCGCCACCUGGCGAUCUACCUUCUCCUGGCGCACCCUCUCUACCAGCAGCCCAGGAGUCCCAGCAGGGCUCGACAACGGGGCCCCCCAGCAACACCCUGCCAAUCAGCUCCUCAUCCUCCCCCACAGCCAAGCAAACCCAAGAAGAAAAGAGCGGGCCUCAACAACUGUCAUCGCCUACGGCGUCCCCUCCAGUGCCGGAUCAACCUGGCAGCCAAGCAGCAGGCGCCAGUCAAGCAGAACCCCUCUCGCAGCCGCAACAAGAAGCGCAGCAACCGCCGGUUGUCUCGCCCCAGCCGCCAGCAGAGUCGAGCCCCCAACCGCCACCCUCUGAAGAACCAGGUGCACAGUCUCCGACUGACGUUGGCCCUCAGCCGCCACCGCCGCAGCCUGUACCUGAGUCCCAACCCCAGGCGGACUUACCGCUACAGCCACCGCCUUCUGAUCACGUCCAGCAGCAGCAGCAGCAGCAGCAGCCACCAGAGGUCGGAUCUGAAGUAGGGUCGCACCCCGGGGCGCAAUCCGAGCAGCCGCCAGCAGAGGCGCAGUCGGGAACCGAACCGCAGCCGCUACAGCCAGUGCUGAGUCCGCGGGGCUCACAGGAGCCGCCUGGGGCCGAGCCCGGAGCCGGACCUCAACCCCAGUCCCUUGGACUCGAGGACGAGCCAGAACCCCAGCCCCAGGCACGGCCGGCUGGGCUCGGUCUCGAGCCCUCCCAGCAACAACAGGAGCCGCAGCAGCAGGAGCUGAAACAUCACCCAGAAGCUGAGCAGCAACAGGGUGCGUUGGCCGUGGACCAGCUGGGCGCAUCCCCACUGAAUCCGCCAGGGGGGCCACGCGCCGAAGAAGCAGAUAAAGUGGUCGACGGAGUGGUCUACGGACUGGUAGACGAGGGCGCCGCAUAUCUGCAACAGGAGGGGGUGCGGGAGCCGUGGCAACAGCCGGGACAGGAGCGGGCGUACCUCCCGGGGGGAUUCCCUGAAGCAGAGGACGGCCGUUGGGCCGAGCAAGAGCAGCAGCAGCAGCAGCAGCAAGAGCUCGGGCUAAAUCCAGAUCUGGAGCCAGUGUCGGGAUCCCAUCUGGUUCAGGGACAGGCAGAGGACCUAGCUGACGAGGGAGGGCAGCCGGAGACGCAGUACGGCUACGAUUACGGGUACGGAGGCGAGCAGGGGUACGGCGGCCAAGGACUCGAGUACGACGACGAGCAGCAGCAGGGAGGGCUCGGUGGGGAGGACGGCGCACUUGUCGAUCAGGAUUACUACGCUGCGGGAGCUGAAGCAGCAGCACCAGCAGCAGAACGAAGUGCGCAGGGGGCGAGCGCCAUUCUUGGCGACGGCCCAUCUGCGGCUGACGGCGCCGCCGACUUCGGCGGCAUGUAUGACUACAACGCCACCGACGGCGGCGGCGCCGCGUCGCCGGCGCCGCCCUUUGCCUCUGAACAGCAGCAGCUGCUGCCGCUGUACGGACAACAACAGGGAGCCGUAGGGAGGAUGGGCUCGGAGUUGCGUGUUGGUGCCGGCGGCAGCAGCAGCUACAGCCGCGGCGAGUCCAUGUCCAACGGCGGCGUUAGCCGCCGCAGCAACGGUGUGGCGCCACCGCUGCCGCCGCCGCCGCGGCCGCCGCAGUUGGACUCGGAUUCAGAGACACUGAUAGCUGCGGAGCGGGAGCGCUUCUCACAACAGCUCCAAAUGGAGGUUCGUGCCAGGGAGGAGCUGGAGGAUAUGAUUCUGCGGAUUGAGAAACACUUCAAGGCGGAACAGGCCGCGCGCAAGAAGGCGGAGGAGCUGCUGCAGGCGGCCAUAUCCGCUGAGCUUGAGGCCAAGAACCGCCUGGAGGACCUGAUGAAGAGGCGGAAGGAGGAGCAGCGGCAGAUGGAGGAGGAGCGAAACGGCAUCAAGCGGGAGCGCAACGCUUUGGAGAGCAUGCGUCAGGACUUCGAGGCGGAGCUGCAGGCAGCCCGCAGCGAGGUGGGCAAGGCGCAGGAGGCGUUGGCGGCUUCAGAGGACCGCAUUCGAGCUGCUGAGGCUGUGGACCGCGCACGGCUGGAGUCAGAGUAUCAGGCCAAGAUCAACACGCUGCAGGAGGAGAUUGGGAGGCUCCGAGAGGAGCUGGCCUACCGGACGCACCUGAUGACCUCUGAGAUGACACGAUGGCAGCAGCAGGCGCACCUCACGGCAGCCGCGGUCAUGGAAGCGAAGAACGAGGUUCUGGAGCGCAAACGGGAGUUGGACUCCACAAAGGAAAAAAUGGACCGUCUGCUGGACAAGCUCUACAUUGGGCGAGAGCGCGGCAUGGAGCUCAGCGGCGCCAUCGCCGCCGCGCAGAGCUUCGCUCAGCAUGCGGGCGGGGCGGGCCCGAUGCACAUGUUGCCAUUGGUGCAGUCGCCGCUGGGACCCGGCGGUGGCGGCGGCGGCGGCGUACACAGCAACAUCCCCAAGCUGCCGCCGGUGAAUGCCCGGCCGCCGAUGCUCGUGAGCGACAUGGGAAUGCCUGGACCCCCCCUGUUAGGCGGAGCGCGACGGAGCGCCCCGGGGAGCCAGAUGGGUAACGAUGGUAGCGGUGGCAGCAGCAGCGGAGGUGCUGGAUUUGCCAUGCCGGCGCCGGGCUUGAUAGGGAAUGGCGGUGGCAUGGGAAUUAUGCCCUUGGGAAUGGGCUAUAUGGGAGGUGUCGUACCGCCGGGCAUGCCGUUGGGCUUCGGCCCCGGUAUGGGAGGACCAGGCGCACCGCCGGCAGGCAUCCUAAGUGGCGGCCCUGGCGGGGGCCCGUGGGUUGACGGCGGCGGUGGUGGUGGCGGCGGCGGCGGAGGUGCGGCUGGCAGCCCAGGCUUGGCGGGUGACGGCGCGGCUGAUCCGUACGCGCACGUGCAGUCGCGAUUUGCUCAGCCAGCCGAUCUGGCCAAGAAGGCACGUGUGCCCAACGGCAAGGGGAUUCCGAAGAAGCCGCUGGAUCGUUUCGAGGAGAGCAAGAGAGAUGAGGCGCGCCUGGCAGCGAUGGCUAAGCGAUGGGGGUGA